AUGUCAUCGUCGUCAGUCUCUGAUGGAAUUCUCAGCUUUGCUAUACAAUACUCGAUUUAUAGUGGUUUUAUUUUAUUUAGUUUUGGAGUUAUUGGUAAUACGUUGAACCUUCUCGUUUUUACUCAAUUGAAACAAUUUCGAACUAAUCGAUGUGCAUUCUAUAUAACCAUUGAAUCAAUUUCCAACUUCAUUUAUCAGUUUUUCUCCAUUAGUCUAACUAUUUUAACAUCAAUAUAUGGAGAUGAUGCAACAGGACGUUUUCUCAUUUGGUGUAAACUCAGAUAUAUAUUGGGACAGACAUGUGCGCUCACUACUCUUUCUAUGAUAUGUUUCACUGCCGUUGAUCAAUUCUUUUCAACAAAUCAUCAUUUCCAUUUAAGACAAAUGUGCACAUUGAAAUUAGGUCGAUAUCUUUCGUUUAUAUUCAUUUGUUUUGCAGUCACUCAUAGCAUUGCGCUUGGGUCUUCUUAUGGUAUUCAGCCAACAUUGGGAUGUAUUAUAUCGGAUCAUACAUGGAUUCAGUACUCAACAUAUUUCUUUUAUCCAGUUUUAUCUGGGUUUCUCCCUAUUGUCAUUGCAUCAUCAUUUAGUAUCUUAGCUUAUCAUAAUGUUCGGCAUAUAGUUCGACGACAAUUACCGAUUGUUCGUCGUAAAUUAGACAAACAAAUCACAGCAAUGGUUCUUAUGCGUGUAAUUGCCUUUGUUUGUUUGGUAUUACCUUAUAAUGCUUAUCGUAUCUAUGCGACUAAUUUUCCUACAUCACGAAGUGUGCCUAUGACAUAUGCAGUUGGUCGAUUGCUUCAAGCAAUUCUUCUGUCUAUCAACAAUAUAAAUUUUGUUAUCAGCUUUUAUACUUUCAUAUUGUUCUCGUCACGUUUUCGUCGCCAAGCAAAACUUGUUUUAAUAAAAAGAUGUUGGGAACGAUGGAAAUACUGGUGUUGUCACAUAAAUAAUCAAAUUGAACCUGACAACAAUAUUGAAGCACGUAAUUCACAAAUAGAAUCUGAAGAAAACAUCUAA
This is a messenger RNA of Adineta steineri, 1020 nucleotides long. Lineage: Eukaryota; Metazoa; Rotifera; Eurotatoria; Adinetida; Adinetidae. The record is from the annotation of a GenBank genome assembly.